Brassica napus (rape) is the source of this 1428-nucleotide messenger RNA. Its product is annotated as ankyrin repeat-containing protein At5g02620-like. The transcript has 2 exons. Gene Ontology annotation, cellular component: plasma membrane. The record is from RefSeq and is a predicted model, not a curated record. Bases 767 to 1264 code for a protein of 165 amino acids. Lineage: Eukaryota; Viridiplantae; Streptophyta; Magnoliopsida; Brassicales; Brassicaceae. Gene Ontology annotation, molecular function: protein phosphatase regulator activity; protein phosphatase 1 binding.
UCCCAGCUGAAGAUGCUGUCAACUCUUUUGUCUCUGUGCAUCUUCCUGUCCUUCGUCAAUGGCUUAGGACUAAAGAUUCUUACAUAUGGGCGUUUUUAAAAAAAAAAAGCCUUGAUCGAGAUUUUCAAACACUUCUUCAACAACUCAAGUCAAGCUGUUUAGUUUCUCAGAUGCAACUGAUAGUUCAACUACACUCCACUGAAACCACCUGCCACCUUUUUUCUUAAUCUUUCUCUCAACACAUGGAAGAGAUCUUCAAAUUACAAGAAAGUCGAGGUUUUUCAUUUUCCUGCUGAUUCUUCUAUUACAAAACAAGGGUUCCUGGAAAAGAUCUCACGGACAAAGUUGUCAUUCUUCACGAUCUUUGUCUAAUUAGAUUACUGUUCUGUUUUAGAUCUUAGUUAGCUAAAAAACGGUUGUAAUAUAAUGGGUUCUUUGCCUCCUGUAAUGGAGAAUCAACGUAGCUUUCUAGGUAACUCCAUCGAGGUACAAGACAGUCUCAGAUGCGUUGGUACAGAGAAUCAUCCAAGAAAGGGAAGACCUUUGGAGAAGCAAGUUAGUUUCCAACAUGGAACCGAAGGAAGAGCAAUGGAGAGGCAGAGAAGCUUGCGUGGGUUCGUCGAGAAACAGAAAAGCUUUCGUGUAGUGAUAGAGAGACAGUUAAGUUUCAUGAAUGGUGAGAGGAAGAUGAAGAAGAAUGAGUCACCGGUAAAAGAGGAGACUCUCUCUCCACAUUGCAGCUCGAACAGGGAACUUGGGAAAGGUUAUGGAAUCGAUUCGAAGUUGUAACGGUGCUGAAGAGUUAAGGGAGUUGCUGUCAAAGCAAAAUCUAGAAGGAGAGACUCCUCUUUAUACCGCAGCAGACAAUGGACAUUCCUUAGUUGUUGAAGAGAUGUUGAAGCAUAUGAAUCUUGAAAUCGCAUCUAUUGCAGCUAGGAAUGGGUUUGAUCCUUUCCAUGUCGCAGCAAAACAAGGCCAUCUCGAAACAUUGAAGAGACUCUUGGAGACGUUUCCGAACCUAGCCAUGACAACUGAUUUAUUGUGCACAACAGCAUUACACACGGCUGCUACACAGGGACACAUUGAUGUGGUGAAUCUUCUUUUGAAGACGGAUUCUCAUUUAGCUAAGAUAGCUAAGAACAACGGUAAAACCGCCCUUCAUUCCGCAGCUCGGAUGGGGCAUGUUGAAGUUGUCAAGUCUUUGAUAGGUAACGAUGCAAGCAUUGGGUUUAGAACUGAUAAGAAGGGACAAACAGCGCUUUAAUGCAUGGUUGUCUCCUCUACUAAUAUAUGGUGAUGUUCAAAGAGGUUUUGAACCUUUGUUGUCUUCAUUUCUCUAGAGAAUAGCUAUUUUAUAAUGGUUAGUCCAUUAAUUUAUGGAGUAUAUGAAGUUUUACUAAAUUAAUUUAUAAAAAAAAUUGAACGAUG